UUGUACAAUCCAUUUUGUAGGUCAAUUGAGCCUCUUCUACAAUGGCAGAGAAAACGAUGAAGAUGGGCACGCGAGUGGAGGUGAUAGGGAAGGGAGUGGUGGGAACAGUGGCUUACAUGGGCACCACCAUGUUCUCUGCUGGAAAGUGGAUAGGUGUUGUUCUUGACGAGGCGAAAGGUAAAAACGAUGGAACAGUUCAAGGAAAGACUUACUUCACCUGCCCAGACAACCACGGUAUAUUCGUUCGCCAGUCCCAAAUUCAGGCCAUAGACGAUGAUGGGCCACCCACCACAACAUCAACAACAACAUCAUUGCAUGAGCCUCCCCCUCCGUCAGAGCCCUCUCCGCCAGAGACACCCAAGCCUUCUGGGCUCCUAGCGCCCAUUUCUUCGGGUGUUCCAGCACCCACCCCGUCAUCAGGGUUACCAACACCCUCUCAAGGUCAGAGGUCGAUCAAGAAGUCAGGACUGAGACCACCAAGCUAUGCUGGCAAAGGUGCUGAAUCAGAGGUCGCUGCAACUCCUAAAAGGGCCACCAGCAUCCCUAAGGAUCUAGCCGUCGGGGGUACCACCCCAGCCCCUAGGUCCAAGGAAGGUAGCCCCGCUCUGUUGACACGCCCAGAAAGCAAGGAGUCCCUGAACGAGAAAGCUCCCUCUCUCUUGGCAAGGCCUGCUAGCAAGGAAUCCCUCAAUGAGAAAACCCCUGACUCGCGUUUGAGAAAGCCUGGAGCGAGCAAAGGAACUGGGAAUCAGACUCCAACUCCUCCCUCUCAGAGUGAUGGAAAAACUGAAAAUGAAAUUGAGGAGUCCAACACUAACAGCAGCAUCCAAGAUGGGCAUGUUGACAUUGAGGAAGACAGCGAGUUUGCUGGCUUGGCCUCUGAUAUUCUGCAUAUUAGAUCACCAGCGGUGGACCUGCGUGCACUGACAACCUCCAUUGAUAGUCAGAUGACAAAUCUUCAGCAGCAGCAGGAGAUAGAAGGACUGAGGGCGGAGGUGAAAGACCUGAAUGAGAAGCUGGAGACGUUGAUGGCAAAGCGGGCCGAGGACCGACUGAAACUGAAGGAGUCAGAGAAGACAAAGAUCCAGUUGCAGCAGCUGCAAGAGUACAAGUCCAAGAUGCAGGAGAGCAAUGCAGAUCUACAGAGGCAGCUACUGGCAGCUAAGAAGGAAGCACGGGACAGUUCGGAGGCCUUUGAGCAAUACAAGGAGGAGAUGUCAGACCUGGCAGAGACAGUAGAGAUAGCAACACUCGAUAAGGAGAUGGCAGAGGAAAAGUGUGAAGCUCUACAACAAGAGUUAGAGCAGUACAAGGAGAAGUGUGAGGAGCUGCAGGUCGAUAUGGAAAUACUGAAAAAUGAAAUCAGUGACAAAGGUACUGAUGGUGUAGCCACAGAUUUCACUGUGAAGCAGUUGAACCAGCAGAUUGAGAGACUGAAAGAGGCACUUGUCAAGAUGCGAGAUCUUUCAAACCAAGAAAAGCAUGACAACGCAAAGCUUCAAAAGCAGACAGAGAGCAUGACAGCAGAGAUGAAACAGUUGAGGAAGGACAAGGAACGUCUCUCAGGGGAGGUGGCUCAGCUGCAGGAACAGCACAUAGAACUGCAGGAGCAGGUGGAUGCGGCCCUGGGUGCAGAGGAGAUGGUAGAACAGCUGACAGAGAAGAACCUCACCCUUGAGGAGAAGAUGAACGAGCUGCAUGAUGAGAAGGCUGAUCUGGAAGCCAUGAAUGAGAUGAAUGAAGAAUUGCAGGAGAAUGCCAGAGUUACGGAACUUGAAUUGAGAGAAGAAGUCGACCUGUCUCAUGCUAAAACAAUUGAGGCUGUGAGAAAACUAGAGGCAAUGCAGGAAACCAUUUCUGACUAUGAGAAGACCAUCAACAAGUUCAGAGAGCUCGUCUCUACCCUGCAGGAGACGAUUCGAGAGCUGAAGAGCAAAGAAGGCGGCACAACAGAGGCCAAGGUGGAGACGCCGUCCAUGGACAUGAUGGACUUCAAGACAAAGUUUGCCGAGACAAAGGCCUUCGCUAAGACCAUCGACAUGGAGCUGCGUAAACUGGAUGUGCAGCAGGCUAACACACACGUACAACUGCUGCAGUCCUUUAUGUCAGAGUCCUUCCUGAAGCGCGGAGGAGAUCAUGAUGCCAUCCUGGUACUAUUAAUGAUACCCAGGAUCAUUGCCAAGUCAGACCUGUUGGCCACACAAGUGAGAGAUAAGUAUGAGCUGUUGAACUCGUUUGACAAGUCUACGGUGCUGAAGUCCCAUCAGGCAGAGCAGAGCAGCUUUGCCAACCACAUGAUACUGAUAUUGAGUCUGCUACAAAGUGUCAUGAGACAGUAUGACAGUGCUCUGAAGACAUGCAGUGUGGACUUGUUCCUGAAAGUGGGGACCCUGCUACCAGAAAUGGCGGCCCAUGAAAAGUCCCUGGACCACUAUAUAGACUUGCUGAGGAAGGAUCAGUUGGAUGAAACUACAUCUGUGGAGCUGUUGGAGAAAUCCAUUAACUUCUUCCAGCAACUGUACUCAGUGCACCUGUCGGGUGAAGAGGUCAACUGCACGACCUUCAUGAACGACCAGACCAGACUGGUCCUCAGUGCGUGUGAAUGCAUCACGACAGAUAUAGGACGGCUCAAAGUCCUUAUUUUGCCUGGACAUGAGAAUACAGAAAUCUCCAUUCUGCUGCGAGACCUGGAAAACUACAACAAUGAUGCCCGGAUGUGUGCUAGAAAGAUUGAAACUCGAAAUGCACAGAUAUUUUCGAUAUUGUCUGCGGUGAAGCGCCGUCUACCGCAAGGUGACUUUGCAAACACUGCGACUCCCCUGAACUUCAGCAAGGAGAUUCAGGAGCUGAUCACCACCACUGGAGGUCACAUGCUGAAGGUUGCGAAGACCCUGCAGUUCCUUGCAGCAGGGUCCGUACAGCAGGCUGCUCUCCUUACAGAUGGGACGAUGGAUUUGGACAAGUUCAAGGAUACAGAGGGGCUCAUGCCAAAGAAGUUGGAGGAGAUUGCAUACCAGGCCUCGGACAAGGUGUACGGCAAAGAGGAUACAGGGCCAUAUGAGUGCCUCAGGUUGUCAUUUGGUGUGGUUGUUGGCACAAUGAACAGGACUGCUAAUGCCAUGGAAAAUGGGGAGUAUGACUUUGAUGGAACAGUGGAUAAACGGCCUGUGCCCCCAGUUGUGCUGCGGUCAAACACGGUCAAGGCCCAGAUCUCGGAUAUUGAGGCUCUCAAAGUGAAGAUGGAGAACAAGGAGGAAUCCAUCAAGGAACUCAAGAAACAACUCAAAAUAAAGCAAGAGGAGAUAAGUGAACAGCAACUCCGUGUGGGCCAGGUGGAGAAGAAGUUGGAGACUGCGUCACGUGACUCAGAGGAGAAGGUGGACAUCAUACAGAGGAAACUGGACGACACCACCAACAACAUGAGGAAAAAGGAGAAGGAGUUCGAGCAGACAAUGGAUGCCCUCCAGGCUGAUAUAGACACGCUGGAGCAGGAAAAACAGGAGCUCAAGGAACGCCUCAGUGUCCUCUCUAAGAAAACACUCCUAGAGGGGCUCUCACGUCAGGCUGGACACUCUGCUGCCUCCAGUGCAGGUGCCCUAUCUCCUAGCAGCAGCUUCUCUGCCCAGGAAUCCCCUGUCCUACUGGCACAGAUUGACUCCCUGAAACAAGCUCUUCAUCAUUCAAGAUUAGAAAAUGUCAGACUCUCUGCCGAUGGAAUGAGGGAGCAGAUGGCCCGCCUGCCUCCCCUGCGAGUCCCCAGGAAGUCCAUCGGCCGGGGAGGUCAAGGGGUCAGCGUUGCCGUGGGUGAGCUGCCAGAGGGAGUGCCAGGCAAGAUGGAGCUGGGCACUCUGGCCAAGCAGACAUCGGAGCUACUGAAGACUGUGAACUCUUUAAGCUGUUGUCCACGAGUCAUUGACAUCAGCAAGCGGAAACCAGGAGUGGAGCCCAUUUCCAUGGUGACCAAUCCUAAGCAACAACUCGUGAAUAAAACUGCAACCUUGACCUUGCUGGAGAAGAAGACAAACGAGCUUCAAGUGCAAGUGACCCACCUUCUGGCUGCCAACAGGACUGGAGGUCAAGUGAGGACAGACUUCUCUGUGUUCCCUACACCAGAGUUUGCUAGGGUGUUACACGAGAAAUCCGGAGAUAGCGUGCUGGUGGGUCGUAUCACCGUACCGAUGGCUGGAGGGGCGGGGCAGACUAUACCCCUCAAUGUGAACGCUGAUCAGCUGCUACGCUUCCACAGUAUCAUGAUCACAUCGGCCAGUUAGUGGGCGUGUUCCGACCAAUGUGCAAUAUGGAGAUGUUUGAGAUUUCUUUGAACGUUUGUUUAAGGUGUAGUUUAAAAAAAAAUCUUUAAUUUAUGUAUACGUGAACAAUGUACAAUUUUACAUGAAUGGAAUGUUCAGCAAUAAAUGAGAACAAAUGAUAUAAUUGUGUAGCCUCUAAACCUAUAAGUUCGUGCACCUUAAAUUUCAAUGGCAUAUCUUUCAUGAAAAUUCAUUAGACAAUAACUAAACUUGAUAUAUACUUUAUGAUUUAUCUAUUGUUUAACAAAUAACGAGUGAAAUAUGUUGGUUGACAGAUAAUAAUAAUGGCAUAACGUACCUUUAAACAUUCAUGUAUAUGGUAGUCUGCGUCACACAGAAUUACCCUAUAAGAUCGUGCACCGAUUUUGAUGACGUCACAGCGAGGCCCUGGGAUGUGUUUAUAAUAGCCGAUAUAUUUUUUUGUGAAUAUGUGUUUAUUUGUAUUAAAUAUGUGUUGUUUUAGAUGAAUUUCGUGAAUAAACUGUAUUGAAAAUAAUGGUUUAAACAAAACUGGUCUUCAUAAAAACGAAAUAUGAACUGUGAUAACUGUAUUCAGAGGUCUAGAUAAAGUGUAUUUACUAACGGAAAAUAGCUAAAUAAAAUUCUAUUCACAAUGGGGGCAUAACAGGCUGUCACCCCUUCUAAUGACAGUUGUUUUGUGACAAAAUCCCAAAUUGACGAAGUGAGAACCUUUAUUGCAAUAGACCGGACACGAUCUUAACGUAUGGUCUCGUGUCAUCGUUUGGAGGUAAAAUUUCCCGCAUACACAGCAUACUUUAAUCGUAUCGUAAUGCAAAUACAGAGAGCACAAUACAAAUUCGAGACGGGCCUCCAAGGGAAACUACUCUUACAACAUUUUACGAUCAAAACAUUAACAAACAUAGCUGUCUGGUGAAGGAAAUGUGCAGAUUCUAAACAUUGUUUUGGCUAUUUCUUUGGAACGAGGUCAGAAAAACGGACAAUUUAUAUCAUAUUUAUUGUUUUUUCCUCAUGAUUUUUGUCUGAUCGGCUGUGGUAAUUCUCGCGUUACAAAAGUGAACAGUUUUCGGGCACGUUCGUUCGAAUGUUGCUUAGAAGUGUACGUCAUAAAAAAGUACACGAUCUUAUAGGGCUGCACAAAGUUAUAGGAAUGGAGGAUAUGGUUCCUCUGCAUUUUUGUUCCUUUAAGAUGUACUAAAUGUAAUAAUCAUGCGUUCCAUUCUGAUAAUGAAGACUGAUUAGAUUUCUUCUAAAGUUUUGUCCUUUUUUAGAAGAAAUAGAGCUAAGAAACAUUUGUAUAGCAUUCUAAUGAUUGACCCAUAUGUAAUUUCUUGGAAAAUUGUAUUCCUAUUUUAUUUUGUAAUUGAAGCUUUGUAUAGCCUAGAAAAUAGUUUGUUUUUACUAAACACUUGGUUUUCUAUUUAUUUCAUCAUAUUCUGACUAUAUUUUGAAAACCACUUUUCCAUGUGGAAAACAUUAAAGUUAUGUUGCUUGCAUUUAUUUUUUCUCUUGAAAUAUACUUAAUAUGUGUAAUAUUCUUGGCAACAUAUAAGUAUGGAGUUCUGCUAAUGUUUAUUUUUUGUUAUAAUUAUACAAGUAAACUCUUUUACAUGGUGUUACGUAAAUCAAUUAAAUAUGUCUAUAAUGCUGGGAAAAUUACCAUUUUAUCUUUUAUAGUGAUCAGGAAAGUUAAACAAAAUAAUGUUUAAUGUUGCUGGAACAUGUUUGGUACAUUUGUAAAAAAAAUAUAAUUAAUCGAAACUAUGUGAUAUUUAUGUUUAGAAAUAUCAGUAUUUAUUGUGUAUAUGUGUUUUGUGCUGAAAACAAACUUUGAACCACUGAUAUUUCUCAUUACAUGUAUAUCGUAAAGUGCUUUGUGUAUGCUGAAUUGUUUGCCUGCACACAUGAUCAAUGGUAUUUCAUAAAACACUCAAAUAGCUGUUUUUUGUAAUUUUAGGGAAAACAUUCAGUAUUAAAUACAAUUGAUUUGGUAAAUAUUGCGUUUACAGUGUAUUGAAUUAAUUGUGUUGAUUCAAUUUAAAUAUUGGAGUAAUACAUUAUUAAUGAGGUCAUUGAAGAUAAAACUAAUAUCUUGUUUGUAAUAAUAACACAAUUAUUAUACAUGUUUUUCCUUUUUAACCAGGUUUUCCGAAGGAAAAAACUGGUUUUUAGAUUGGCGAAUGCGGGCGGGCUGGCUGGCGGGCUGGCUGGCUGGCGGGCUGGCAGGCUGGCGGAAUAAGCUUGUCCGGGCCAUAACUAUGUCGUUCAUUGUCAGAUUUUAAAAUCAUUUGGCACAUUUGUUCACCAUCAUUGGACGGUGUGUCGCGCGAAAUAAUUACGUCGAUAUCUCCAAGGUCAAGGUCACACUUUGAGUUCAAAGGUCAAAAAUGGCCAUAAAUGAGCUUGUCCGAGCCAUAACUAUGUCGUUCAUCGUCAGAUUUUAAAAUCAUUUGGCACAUUUGUUCACCAUCAUUGGACGGUGUGUAGCGCGAAAUAAUUACGUCGAUAUCUCCAAGGUCAAGGUCACACUUUGAGUUCAAAGGUCAAAAAUGGCCAUAAAUGAGCUUGUCCUGGCCAUAACUAUGUCAUUCAUUGUGAGAUUUUAAAAUCAUUUGGCACAUUUGUUCACCAUCAUGGGACGGUGUGUCUCACGAAAGAAUCACGUCAAUAUCUCCAAUGUCAAGGUCGCCACGACUAAAAAUAGAUUUAAAAAAACAAAAAAAAACUUACAAAGGGGGUUAAUUUUUUUUGGUCAUUUCAAAAGUUCAGUUUGAGUUUUCUCCCUUUAUCAGAUUUUUUUUUCACAAUGAAAACCUGGUUUUGUGACAAUUUUGUCCCUUGUUUGUUGCUUAUAAUUAUGUUAUUGGUAACACUGUGCUAUUUCUUUCAGAGCGUUUGUUUAUGGAAUUCUGUUACAUUGAGUUUGCUUUGGUUAUUGGUGUUGAUUCUUCAAUGUGUGGGAAUUAAAUUUGUAUUGUAGGCUUCUGUAAAAAGCAAAAUAAAUACUACACUGACCAAAAUAAAUACCAAACAAGUCAAGGCUUUGUAUUUUCAAAAUACAGUAUCAGUACACGAUUUGCAUUGCUUUAAAUUAAUAGUCAGUCUUAGUUCAAAAUACAUAUGAGAAAAAUGUGCUUUCAGUAUAUGAAGUUGUAAUAUAUACACAACUAUUUGGGUUGCUAUUCUGCGUUUUUAUAAAUGUGCUGAACUAUGUGCUACAAGAACAACAUUUAAGUAUGUUAUCAUUUACUCAAAUUAUUGGCAAUGUUAUGGUAGCAGUCUGCUUUCAGUGAAAAAUAAACGUUUAACAUGA
Messenger RNA from Dreissena polymorpha, 7602 nucleotides. RefSeq names its product dynactin subunit 1-like. The transcript is spliced from 37 exons. Gene Ontology annotation, biological process: nuclear migration; establishment of mitotic spindle orientation. Gene Ontology annotation, cellular component: microtubule associated complex; spindle pole; axon. The record is from RefSeq and is a predicted model, not a curated record. The coding region runs from base 42 to 4271 and encodes 1409 amino acids. NCBI's taxonomy places the organism in Eukaryota, Metazoa, Mollusca, Bivalvia, Myida, Dreissenidae.